Symbiodinium pilosum is the source of this 1758-nucleotide messenger RNA. The record is from the annotation of a GenBank genome assembly. NCBI's taxonomy places the organism in Eukaryota, Dinophyceae, Suessiales, Symbiodiniaceae.
AUGUUGCAGGAGGGUAUUGAGCCCAAUGGGCGCACGUUGGGAAAGCUUCUGGAAGCAGCAACUAAACAAAGCAACCGACAAGCAGCGCAGCACUGGUUCUUUGCGCUGGCAAAUGCUCAUUCUGAAACGGAAGAGCUGCACAUCCACAUGCUUGUGGAUGCUGUCGCCAAGGAAGGCGAUUUCUUUGCAGCACAGGAAUGGUACACUCGCUUUUCAGCCGACCAUAUGGACCUGCUGACGUCGCGCAUUAGAGAUGUGGUGCUUUGUGCUGCUGCACGAGUAGGAGACCUUGCGCAAGCGGAGACUCUUUUGCAGGACUUCUCCAAGUCGGGAUUGCAACCAGAUCAAGAAACCUUUGCUGCUGUUGCACUUGCGAUCUUGGAGACCAGGGACACAGACAACCUUGCCACCAUUGAGAAAUGGCUUGCCCUUGCCGAAGAGGCUCUCUGCAUUGAGGAUGAGUUGGGUGCAAUUGCACGCGUUGCAAAAGGCGCUGCCAGGAUUGGCUGCUUGGACAUUGCCCAAGUCUUGCUUGAGAAGGUCUUCCGGAAGGUCAAACCCGAGUGCCCAGCUCCCGUGGCCGCGGAGUCUGCCUGCUUCAACGUGAUCAAAGCUCUUGGCGAGCAGGGUCGACUUGACGAAGCAGAGGCGUGGGUUGAACGAGGCCAAAGGACUGGGUCACCCGAGUGGCUUCGGCGAUGCUGCCUAGAGCUGGUAAAAUCGUUCGCUUCGCAGAAGCAGCUAGGGAGGGCUGAGAGGAUGUUUCUGCUCGGCCAGAAAGCUGGGGUGACCGACUUACAAGCUUAUUGCAUCAUGGUGAAUGCUGCUGCCAAAUGCUGCGAUCUGGUUGUUGCAGAGCGCUGGUUUGAGGAAGCCUUGGAUGCUGGCAUCGAACCCGAUAUCGUCCUCUUUGCUUCCUUGGUGGACGCUGCAUGCCGCAAGGGCGAUAUGAGAGCUGCAGAGUACUGGCACAGACGAGCAGAAGCUUUUGGCCUGACGGCCAGCAAAGAGAUGUUGGGUUCCCUGGUGAACGGUGAAGUUCGUAAGGGCAACUUGCACGGGGCACAGCGGUGGGCUGCGAUUGCGAAGCAGAAAUAUGGACCAAAUCUGGUUAUCCAAAACUGCCUGGUUGACGCCUUUGCAAAAUGCAAGGACAUGAUCUCAGCUGAGAGAAUUCUCGACGAUGACUUGAUUGGCGGCGGGCUGCAGCCUGAUGAGAGAAGCUUCGGGCCGUUGAUCAACGCUUACGCUGAGCAGGGUCGCUUCACCGAUGCAAUGAGAUGUUUCCGGUCUAUGUCUGUACAUCAAGUGAGGCCUUCGGUCGUCCAGUACAACCAGCUGUUGAAGGCUUGCGCGCGGUCACGGCCUCGGUUGGUGCAGGAGGCUCUGCAAAUCUUUGAGGAGCUGAUGGAGGUUUGUGCUGAGCGCAACCAGGACAGCCCUCCCAGACACUCGGGUCCCUUCCGUGGUCCACCUCGGGAUUUGCGCCCUACCCGGAUCACGCUGAAGACGCUGGGCCGCUGUGUGGGUGCGCGGCGGCUGUCACAGAUCUGCCAGGAGCAUGGCAUAGAGCAGCAGGAGCUGCUGGACACAAGAUUCAGCGCUGAGGAGCAGAAGCGUGCAUUUUCUGCUGCUGAGAAAUGGGUAGUGGAAGGCGCCGGGACCAAGACAUCUGCCGAGAGCAAAAGCUGGAGUGCAGAGAUUUGCAGCUUCGUCUUCUGGAGCUUGUUUCACUUCAAUCAGUCUGGAAGCCCCUGA